AUGGAUUUCAAAUCGUUUUUUGGCAUUAGAGGUGGCGCUUCCGUGGUGCCCCUGAGCGACCGACGCGGAGAUUUGUCACCCAACGACAUACACAGCGAUAUUGGACACCCGGAAGCUUCAAAAGUGGGCAGCCUAUUUGUUGUCAUUUUGGGCAGCAGUAUAUGCUUUGCGGCUUUCACACAACGAGUGACGGCUAUCAACAACUGGCGAAAGGUGCCGUUUAUUACAUGGGUGGCAUUGAUUCUGUAUCUCUCCGCGUUCAUAUUCUUCAUGUCGUCAGCCCUGUUCGAAUUUCCUCUUGGAAUUGACCAAAACAUUUCAGCUUGCUCGGCGACAGCAGCGUUGUGUUUGUUCAACUAUGUGUUUUCGAAGAACUGCUACUUUCUGUUUCUCAUCGAUAGAGUUCAUAUCAUCCGCGGCUCUGUUUGCCACCGACUCAAAUCCAAGCUCUACGUCUGCAAUAUCAUAGCAACCAUUGGCUCUUAUAUCGGAUACAAUGCUUUGUACUCGACAUUUAAGCUGAGCGAGGGUCAUAUUCCUUUCGUCGAUCUUUAUGGCAACGGCCAAAUGGCAGUUAUUUCAUCACAAUCGACUCGGCUCGCAACUCUGUCAUGGACAAACGACUUCGCCAGCUCGCUAAUCGGACCUUCCUUGGCACCUGCUGUACAGCUGCGUUUACUGUCGCUUCUCGUCGAAGUCCUGGUCGUCUUUGCCCUAACACGCCCAGAGCAUGGUGCUACUGUGCCUUCUCGCUCCUCUACCAACGUUUGA
Thyridium curvatum is the source of this 771-nucleotide messenger RNA. RefSeq lists its product as uncharacterized. NCBI's taxonomy places the organism in Eukaryota, Fungi, Ascomycota, Sordariomycetes, Thyridiales, Thyridiaceae. The coding region runs from base 1 to 771 and encodes 256 amino acids. The transcript is spliced from 10 exons. The record is from RefSeq and is a predicted model, not a curated record.